Lineus longissimus is the source of this 2464-nucleotide messenger RNA. Its product is annotated as extracellular serine/threonine protein kinase FAM20C-like. The record is from RefSeq and is a predicted model, not a curated record. Bases 409 to 1962 code for a protein of 517 amino acids. Gene Ontology annotation, molecular function: phosphotransferase activity, alcohol group as acceptor. Lineage: Eukaryota; Metazoa; Nemertea; Pilidiophora; Heteronemertea; Lineidae. Gene Ontology annotation, cellular component: Golgi apparatus. The transcript is spliced from 10 exons. Gene Ontology annotation, biological process: protein phosphorylation.
GGAGGAUACAAAGCUCCGUUGGCUGAACAUGGGGAUAUUGGUCGGGGUUCCAGUUACCACUUGGAUUAACGUCUUGAGCAUGUCGUAUAUGUAGCUAGGGACAUGUAUGAUACACGUUUUGAUCCAGCUCUGUCGAUGUGAUUCUCAAGUAUAUUGGCUCACUUUCCAAGGUUUUAAUCAUGACUUCCUGCUGCCAUUCCGCACAAUGGUUAGAGACAGUGGUUUAAAAUGUGCACAUCAUUCCGUGAUACUAAGAAGUGUAAGAAGUCACGCUCAAGUUCAACGACGAAGUUCCAUUAACUGACGCAUGAAAAGACGAUCUGCGUAGCAAUUUUGGGAGAAAGCUGAAUUCCAGACAUGAUAUUUACAAUAUUUAUUCAUUUACCUUCCUGACUAAAAAAGAAAAGAAUGGCGCUGAAAUUCAAGCAGCGCUUUGUGUUCCUGUUUGCCUUUAUGGGAAUGGUGCUGACUGUGCUCGUAACAGCCACAGUCCUACAUGUGACCUUCGAGCAUCGCUUGGACGCUUUGGUCCCCGGGCACCUCACGGCCCACAGAGGGACCCGAGAGUCCUACGAGCAGGACUCCCCCAAUUCUUUAUUAGUCCAAAAGGAGCAACCGGUAGGAAAAUUUGACAGGGGUUACGUGACUAUAGUUCCUACGAAAAAGAUUCCGCACAGCAAUAAAAAGUUAGGUUAUAUUUCACUGAUUAGUGAUGAUCAAGAACAGUAUGUUAGAAGACGUUUAAGCAGCCAUCGAAAAGCUCUACGACGGAGAGGAAAGAAGUUAUUACCAUAUAAAAUACCGAAAGGAUUUUUAAACUUCAUCUUACGACUGUUCUCUUGCACCCUCUCGAUUCUUGCCCGCUGUGCAUUUUACAGGGAGAAACUACCCCCCUGGGUGAUCUUCCAUAACGAAGUCAGUCAGAAUGAGUUGUAUAACGAAGAGGUGUCCGAGAUUGACGAAGUCCUCAAGUCCAUGGCUACCGAAGAAAUAUUUGACUGUGUGUUGCGGUCAGGUGGCACUCAACUCAAAUUGAUUGUUACAUUCCAAGAUGAGGGGCAAGCCAUGAUGAAACCAAUGAGAUUUAGUAGGGAAGUUGACACGUGGCCAAAUCACUUUUAUUUCUCUGAUUUCGAGCGACACACUGCUGAGAUUGCGGCGCAUCAUUUGGACAGGAUAUUGGGCUUCCGGCGAGUUCCACCAUGUGCAGGCAGGGUAUUUAACAUCAGCCAUGAGAUUCAGCGGUUUGCUGAUCGCACGUUUGGGAGGACAUUCUUUAUAUCGCCAGCGGGAAAUUUAUGUUUCCACGGCACCUGUUCCUAUUACUGUGAUACUGGCCACGCAUUCUGUGGGAACCCGGGAAUGAUAGAAGGAUCGUUAUGUGCCUACUUGCCUCACGCCACGGACGCCCCGCGGAAACUUUGGCGGAACCCCUGGAAAAGGUCCUACAGUAAACGGAGGCGGGCCUCUUGGGAGGUCGAUGAUUCUUAUUGCCAUGGUGUGAGGAAAAUGCCCCCUUAUAAUAAGGGAAGGCGGUUACUGGACUUGAUAGAUUUAGCUGUAUUUGAUUUUUUAACAGGGAAUAUGGACCGACACCAUUACGAAACAUUCCAGGCCUUCGGCAAUGAAACAUUUUUAAUCCAUUUCGACCAAGGACGAGCAUUUGGCAAGUCCAUGGUCGAUGAGAUGUCCAUCCUCGCCCCCAUGUACCAGUGCUGUCUUAUACGAAAAUCAACCUUCGAUAAAUUGACGUUUUUGAAUUCUAGCCAAAUUAAACUGAGUCAUCUUAUGCGAAAGUCGUUACUACGUGAUAAAGUUGCGCCGGUUUUAACUGAAGGUCAUUUGCUCGCCCUUGAUAGGAGGGUAGGGAUCAUGAUUGAGAUUAUAUAUGACUGUUUAAUGAAGUAUAGACAUGGGAGCAAGCAUAUACGAGGAGAGGUUAUCGUAGACGACGGACAUUGAUAUUCUUUGCUCUGUUAAUUGAUUGUAAAGGAUAAGAAGGCAGAACUGGAUCAGACAAACUUAUGCUAAUACUACUGCUACUAAUGAUAGCAAGAAUGGCAGUGAAGUCGAAGAAUCAUUUUGGAGAUGUUGAUCUAGCGAUGUUGUGUUGCAGCUUAAGAAGUUGCUUUGAAUAUGCAAUGAAUGUUUCCAGAAGAUCUCAGAACUCUAUAGUUUCGCCUGGAUUUUGUUGGAGUUGCAAUAGAGUAUAAAUUACUCGACGUGAAAUUGUCAUCGCGUGUUUGUUGCAGUAAUGCAGGAUGUCCAUGUCGAGCAUUGUGCAAAAGGAGAUCAUUAGUUGGUGGUCGGGAAAUUACCUUUUUCGCACCCUAAUGUUAUUUUAAGUGUGUGGAAAAGAAAUUGGGCCUUUAUAUGGCUAUAACCGACAAAGUCGAAUUGUCAUCCAGUGAAUUAUUUUUCUAUUAUUUAUUUUAUGGUGCCAAAGGCCAAUAAAGGGAUUGCA